UAACCACUCGAUUUACGAUCCGUGGAACUCUGGUAUGGCUCGUUCGGAAGUCUCGGCCACACCAUCAGCGUUUCACUUCGAUAGUGACGUAAGUCAUUAUUUGGUUGCUGUAAUUACGAAUUGGUCAAAAGAUGAUAUGUUGAAGUCGUCUCCUUUUGUUCAAUUCUUUAUUCAUCUAAUCUUUUACACUGCGUGGUCGUCAAUUCCCUCAUCUCCGAAAGCAGAGCCCAAUUUCACUCAACUCAGCAGCCGGGACACGAAAAAACACCGACAUACACGCUACAACAACAUCGAAAUGUUUGAUUCAUCCUUCUCAUACUCCUCCGAGCAACCGCUGUCAAGAAACGCUUCCGACAGCGUCGCUAUCAAACUUAUGCACGACAUCGAUGUCAUCAUGCAUCUCAAUCCCGACUGCAAAGGAAUCAAACUCGUUUCGGAUCCAUCAGCAAACCCUCAAGAAUACAAAAUCGAAGACAGCCUCGCUUUCGUACCCAAGAAACUCUGGAGUGGAGGAGUCUGGUACACUGCAUUCUUCAAGCCUGUGGACGAUGGCUGUGACAUCACUAUUCAAGCGCCCGGUGGCUUUACAUCGACGAAUAAGUGGAGAUUGGUGAAGAAGGCAGAUGGGCAGAGAUUCAUCUCUAUCACAAGUGAUGCAAAGUGCAGCAAGACUUUUGCAUACUUUGUCAAAAAGUUCUUGGAGAGUCAGCAUGGUCAGCUACAGCGUAGUUUCAAUGAGCGUGUUGAGGCUACUGCAAGACCUGGAACACUUAGACGCAGGUCGUCGGUGCCUCGAUCUUUCAGAGCUGUGAGCAGAGGCCAGGAUAUGGUGGCCGCCUAAGGCAGCAGAGGCGUAUUGAAGCCUGAGAUGUCAUUCUGGGCACUGAGUAGUUGAGCAUAGGCAACAACUUUGCAUGUGGAAGGCGUUGGAGAUACACAAAGAAGUGUCCUCCGAAGGGUAUGGAAACAGGCCAAUGGUUGUGUGGGUUGCGGAACAUAUCAUGACUUUUACGAAUAUAGUAAUAAUUAAUUUAUACCAAUGGCUUAACCAACGUUGCUUGCC
This is a messenger RNA of Aureobasidium pullulans EXF-150, 1063 nucleotides long. RefSeq lists its product as uncharacterized. Bases 35 to 841 code for a protein of 268 amino acids. NCBI's taxonomy places the organism in Eukaryota, Fungi, Ascomycota, Dothideomycetes, Dothideales, Saccotheciaceae. The record is from RefSeq and is a predicted model, not a curated record. The transcript has a single exon.